Molecule: messenger RNA, 852 nt
Organism: Macadamia integrifolia
Lineage: Eukaryota; Viridiplantae; Streptophyta; Magnoliopsida; Proteales; Proteaceae
Exons: 1
Coding region: 39-656 (205 amino acids)
Source: RefSeq, a predicted model, not a curated record
GUCAUUUGAGCAGGGGAAGCCUACCCUUAUACCAAAAAAUGGUUGGGCCAUCCUAUCUAAAAUCUCUCCAAUUUCUUAACCAUUUCUCUGUGAAGGCUCUCCCAUACCCAUACCCAAACUCCAUGAAAAUCAAAACCCUUGUUCAUACUCAUAUCCUCAGACAUUUUUGCAGACUCAUCUAUGCACUAACCAAAGCUAAGUCCAAGCUCAUUGAACUGCUCAAGCAGAACAGCCAUGACUACUACAUUGAAAGCAUCAAUAAGAGUAUAAAGAACAAGAAGAUGAGGAAGAAGCUGUUUGGUUCAAUUGGAGCACGCUACUGCUGGUGUUCUUCACAUGUGAGACCCAUGCCCAUGCCUAUUCCUAUGCCUGAGCCCUCUAUGGAUGGGUUAAGUAAUAGCCAUGCCUACUAUGAUUCCACAUGGAACUCUGUUUUCCCUGCUGAUGAGGACUGUGAAGAAGGAAUGGAGUCACAACUAUCAGGUUACCUCCAUUGGCUUGAAGAGAAGGUUCCUGAGAGUUCAGCAGUUGAUGUAGAGGUCGAUGAGAUUGAUCGACUUGCCGCCAAGUUUAUCGCAACUUGCCAUGAGAAGUUUAGGCUAGAGAAGCAAGAGUCAUACAGGAGAUACCAAGAAAUGAUGGCUAGAAGCAUAUGAGCGUGAGAGAGAUACUCUGUUUCUCCUUAUUGUGUCCCAAUGGAGGUUUCAGAAAUUGGUUACAGGUUGAGUUUGAUGGCUCACAGAGUUGGGUUUUUCUUUUCUUCUUUUCCUGUUGUCUUUCCCCUUGAUGGGUUUGGAAGAACUGUUAUGGGUCCCUGGAAAUAUGCAGUUUUCAAGUAAAAUUGUUCAAUGA